ACUGAGCUGCUUCCCUCCAGACGAGGGGACGCUCCGUGUGGUGGUGGGACCCCGGCCGGCUCCUCCCUUGCUUCCUGUGCUCCCCGGGAACAAAGGUGGGGCCACAAACGGGAGCCCUGGGCAGCCUGCUGGCAGUUCGCUUCCUGCACCCAGCGUGGGCCCUCCCUGGGGAGGGGCUGAGCCCGCCCUGCUCAUGAUAAGGCGCAAGGGCUGCCCUCCGAAGAAAGCUCCAAAGAGAAAGCAAAGGGGGAAGGAAGCACUCACUGAGCUGCAGGUGUUUAGACUGAGGCCAGGAGUGGCUGACACUCCAACCCCUCCGCACCUGCAGCCCCCAAACCCUUACAGGCAAGGUCACCACAGGGUCACUUCUACUUGAACGUGGGCAGCCUACAAGGCCCCGGCCCCCUGCCCGCCGUGCCUCCUUCCCAGCCUCCGGAGAGCCGCCACAGCCAUGGCGGGGAUGAAGACGGCCACCGGCGACUACAUCGACUCGUCCUGGGAGCUGCGGGUGUUCGUGGGAGAGGAGGACCCGGAGGCCGAGUCUGUCACCCUCCGGGUCACAGGGGAGUCGCACAUCGGCGGGGUGCUCCUGAAGGUCGUGGAGGAGAUUAAGCGCAAGCAGGACUGGUCAGACCACGCCAUUUGGUGGGAGCAGAAAAGACAAUGGCUGCUGCAGACGCACUGGACGCUGGACAAGUAUGGCAUCCUGGCCGACGCCCGCCUCUUCUUCGGGCCCCAGCACCGGCCCAUCAUCCUGCGGCUGCCUAACCGCCGGGCCCUGCGCCUGCGAGCCAGCUUCUCCCAGCCCCUCUUCCAGGCCGUGGCCGCCAUCUGCCGCCUCCUCAGUAUCCGGCACCCUGAGGAGCUGUCUCUGCUCCGGGCUCCUGAGAAGAAGGAGAAGAAGAAGAAGGAGAAGGAGCCGGAAGAGGAGUUGUAUGACUUGACCAAGGUCGUCCUGGCUGGGGGCGUGGCACCUGCAUUGUUCCGGGGGAUGCCAGCCCACUUCUCAGACAGCGCCCAGACCGAAGCCUGCUACCACAUACUGAGCCGGCCGCAGCCGCCGCCGGACCCCCUCUUGCUCCAGCGCCUGCCUCGGCCCAGUUCCCUGUUGGACAAGACCCAGCUCCACAGCAGGUGGCUGGACUCCUCGCGGUGCCUCAUGCAGCAGGGGAUCAAGGCCGGGGACAUGCUCUGGCUGCGCUUUAAGUACUACAGCUUCUUCGACCUGGAUCCCAAGCUCCCAAGCAUCUCGGACUCCUGCCUGAACCGGAAGUUGUGA
This is a messenger RNA of Leptonychotes weddellii (Weddell seal), 1279 nucleotides long. Lineage: Eukaryota; Metazoa; Chordata; Mammalia; Carnivora; Phocidae. The record is from RefSeq and is a predicted model, not a curated record.